CAAAGACCCGCGGACACCUGAUCAUCGAGAAAACCCUACUAAACUAAGUUUAUAUCUUGUAUCCCUUACUUCAGUUUGCUUUAGCUGCCGCAACAUCUCGCCAUCUCGAGCUCCUCUGCUUCUUCUUCAUCUUACCUUGCUUAAAGGAACUGCUAAAUCUCAGAGAUGGGUCGUGUUCGCACCAAGACUGUGAAGAAGUCCUCUCGCCAGGUGAUUGAGAGGUACUACUCUCGAAUGACCUUGGACUUCCACACCAACAAGAAGAUCUUGGAGGAGGUUGCCAUCAUCCCUUCAAAGAGGCUACGUAACAAGAUUGCUGGUUUCUCCACCCAUCUGAUGAAGAGGAUUCAGAAGGGUCCAGUUCGUGGCAUCUCGUUGAAACUGCAAGAAGAAGAGCGUGAGCGAAGAAUGGACUUUGUCCCUGAUGAGUCAGCCAUUAAGACCGAUGAAAUCAAGGUUGACAAAGAAACACUGGAGAUGCUUGCUGCUCUUGGCAUGUCAGACAUGUCUGGGCUUGUUGAAGUUGAGCCACAAGCUAUGAUUCCUCCACCAGUCUUUGGUAGGGGUGCUGGAGCACCUGGCAGGAGAUUCUAAGGUAAUUGAGGUUAUGUGGGCCAUUGAAGAAUGAGGAUUUUAGUUGUUUGUUUAAUUUUCGCUUCCUAUGUUAUGGAAGAUUUCAUGACUAGUUUUAUUCGUGGUUUAAUUUGGUAAUGACACUUUAGUUGAUCUGUUUGGAUUUUCCGGGUUAUAUUAUAUUUAUUACAUUUUUGCCA
Molecule: messenger RNA, 773 nt
Organism: Mangifera indica (mango)
Lineage: Eukaryota; Viridiplantae; Streptophyta; Magnoliopsida; Sapindales; Anacardiaceae
Product: 40S ribosomal protein S17-3-like
Exons: 2
Coding region: 166-594 (142 amino acids)
Biological process (GO): translation
Cellular component (GO): ribosome
Molecular function (GO): structural constituent of ribosome
Source: RefSeq, a predicted model, not a curated record